GGCCCCAAUAAAGAUUAAAAUAAUCUUUAUUUGCUUUACAGUAACUGAUCCUGAUGAGAUAAUCAGUUUUAUGCAGCAGACAUGAAGUUCAAUCUCAGAAAUCAGAAAAUUAACAACGAUACUCAGCUACACAUUCCUUCGGACCGGAGUUUAUUCAUUUUAAAAAUUGCACAGCAUUUAUGUUAAUAUUUGCAGUUGUACAAUAUUUUACCCUUUAUUCUGUUCUUUUAUUUUAUUAUCUCUUUGUGCGACUCGACAGGCUGCGAUCGCCUGUCUGUCAACUGAACUGAACUGAACCGAACUGAACCGACCCGAACCGAACUGACUCGAACCGAACCGAACCUAACUCUCAGGUACAUGGUCAGCAUGUUUGCUUGUCUUUCCUUUUUUUAAUUUAAACUCCAGGAGGUUCUGGCUCUAAUUCCACACUAUAGAACAAAAGUGUGAAUAAUUAUUAGUGAUGAAAUAAAUAAAGAGUUGGAUGCUUCAGGCCGUCAGUUUAUUCUGAUGGAAUAAAAGAUUCAUUUAUUUUAGGGAUUUGACAAGGCUUUAAAAAUGCUUCCAAUAAGGCUGGAGGCAUUAUGAGCAGAAUAUUGAUAAACUGGGUCAUAUCAUUUAAUAAAUAGCCCUGAAUGUUCCUUCUUCAUGUUUUCCUCUGUAAAUCAUUUGAGACUUUAUUCCAAAUCUUUCAGUCUGACCGUAAUCUCUCAUCCUCCUCCACAAUUCUUUAAUGUUCUUCGGUUUUCUUGGUUCUUUAAUUGCCUCCACUUGCUGCGGUUUUGGUGCCGCUGCAGCAGAUGGCUUUGCAAUCUGGCCCCAGAUUAUUACAAUGGAGACGUGGAUAAUCUCAUCACAUUGUGGGCGAGCGGCGGACGCCGAGCGGGGCUGCAGGCCGACCUCGGCUGCUUUGGGUCAGAACCUCUCUGCUCCGCUGACAUCCUGCCCCAGGAUCAAACUGCAGGACAGCUGUCUGGAUUUAGAUAGUGAUGACCAUAAUCUCAUUUGGCAGCCAAGCAGAGAAACUCUGAGCUCUGCACACGUUUAGCCCUCAAACGCAGGAAAGGAGGAAGAUCUGCAGCAGGAUGGGGAACACCAAGAGCAGCGCCUUGUCCAAGGAGCUCCUGGAGGAACUCAAGUCCAACACCAAGUACUCCGAGGCGGAGCUGUGCGCCUGGUACCAGUCCUUCCUGAAGGAGUGUCCUGGCGGGAAGAUCACCAAGGAGCAGUUCGAAGGGAUCUACGCCAGCUUCUUCCCGGGCGCCGACCCCACAGCGUACGCUCGCCACGUUUUCAGGAGCUUCGACACCAACGCAGACGGCACCCUGGACUUUAAGGAGUACAUCGUCGCUCUGCACCUCACCUCUGGAGGAAAGACUCUGCAGAAGCUGGAGUGGGCCUUCGCCUUGUACGACGUGGACGGCAAUGGAACCAUCAGCAAGAACGAGAUCCAAGAGAUCGUUAGGUCGAUAUUCAACAUGAUCCCAGCAGACGACCAGACGAAACUCCCCGAAGACGAAAACACUCCAGAGAAGAGAGCUGAAAAAAUCUGGGCAUUUUUCGGAAAGAAGGAAAACGAUAAAAUCACGGAGGGCGAAUUCAUCCAGGGAGUGAUGGACAACAAGGACAUCCUGCGCUUGAUACAAUACGACGAACCUCAGAGAAUCAAAGACAAGCUGAAAGAAAAGAAGCAAUAAUUCAGGAGUUAACGUUGUGAUUUAAGACUGUUAAUAAUCUAUUUUUGUUUACCUUUUUAAUUUGCCUGUUUGAGCUACGUCUCUUCUUCUGUGAACUCUGUUCUGGUUACCAGCUAAACCAAUGAAUUAAUCACCUGGUGAUAGUAACCAAGCCUGCAGCUUCAGAUUAGCUAACGGGUAAUUAAAACGGGGCAGCCUUUAAAUCCUGUUAGAGCUUUUAUAUGAAAACUUGUACAAACUUGGCAGUUUGUGAUGUUAUUAAAAGUGAUUAUCUUUGUGUAUUUGAUAUCUCA
Molecule: messenger RNA, 1987 nt
Organism: Xiphophorus hellerii (green swordtail)
Lineage: Eukaryota; Metazoa; Chordata; Actinopteri; Cyprinodontiformes; Poeciliidae
Gene: rcvrna
Product: recoverin a
Exons: 4
Coding region: 1083-1694 (203 amino acids)
Molecular function (GO): calcium ion binding
Source: RefSeq, a predicted model, not a curated record